Culicoides brevitarsis is the source of this 1449-nucleotide messenger RNA. RefSeq names its product leucine-rich repeat transmembrane neuronal protein 2-like. The record is from RefSeq and is a predicted model, not a curated record. Bases 1 to 1449 code for a protein of 482 amino acids. Gene Ontology annotation, molecular function: protein binding. The transcript has a single exon. NCBI's taxonomy places the organism in Eukaryota, Metazoa, Arthropoda, Insecta, Diptera, Ceratopogonidae.
AUGAAACUAUCAACACUCGUUUUUAUCACAUUCGCUCUUGGCGGCGAGGCAAUUGAAAUCUCAAAGCAUGUUCGCUGCAUGGAAACUCUUGAAGGCACCGAGUACAUUGGCACCCGAUGUACCGUAGCGAACAUUUCUCUCCCGGAAACUUCCUAUAAUUGGGGUGGCGUGACCCAAAAGGAACUUCAUUUCUCAAAUUCUGUCGUUCCGUUCGUGCCAGAUCGCUUGGUCGAGAUGAUGAAUCAGUUCGAAGUACUUAACAUGACAAAUGUGACAUUACAAGUUUUGACUUCCGAUCAUUUGAGAAAAGCUUCUGCUUUAAAGGAACUGAACGCAAGCCACAAUAAACUGACAAAAAUCGUAAAUAUGACAUUUAUUGGUGCAUUUUCCUUGGAAAUUCUGGAUUUAAGUUGGAAUGAAAUCGAAUCGAUUGAAGAAAAGGCCUUUUUUGGCAUGAAAAAUCUGAAAAAAAUCGAUUUAAGUCAUAAUUCAUUGACAAAUGUGGGGACCGAAUUUAAUGAAUUAAUCAAUCUACAAAAAAUUGACUUUUCGGUGAACAAAAUUUCGGGCAUCCAUUUAAAUGCAACAGCAAAUUUGAUGAAUCUCAAUGAAUUUAAUGUCGAACAAAAUCAAGUUCAGCACUUAAAACUCAGUUUAUGCAACGAAUUCAACUUGAAACUCAUCCUAAGUUUGAAUUCAAUGGAAACUGUGACUCUCACGUGGAACCCAAUGUCCCGCUUUGGCCUCGAAAACUCCGUGGAAGUCAUCGCUCCCUUCAAUAAAAUCAAAAAUCUCUCGACGGAUCGCGAAAUAAACCUCGUUAACGUGGAUUUACGCGGAAAUGGCUUGUCAAGUAUAAAGGGAAUGAAGAAUUUGAUGCAGUUAAAAAAAUUGGAUCUCUCCUUAAACCAAAUUUCGGAAGUAAAUUUCACUUUUCUCUCAAGCAUGAAGAACUUGGAGCAAUUAAACUUGAGUUUCAAUGCCUUAAAAUCGCUGGAAGUCGCAAAUAUCCGUCAAAAUUUGCCGAAAUUGAAAUUUUUAGCGUUCAGAGGUAACUUUUGGGAAAGUUGCGUCGUGCUGGAAGACAUCGUCACUCCCCUAAAAAAAGCUGGAAUUGGUUUUGACAUGACCGAAGGUGAAGGAGAAUUGUCCUGUAUGCUCAUUGAAAUCACUGAAACGACUGAAAAUGAGGAAAUAACGACCACAGACGUUCCUGAGACAACUGAGGAAGAAUUUUCAACAACGAUUGAUGAGAAUAAGGAACAUAAAAAGGUCGAAAAUGAUGAAGAUUUCAAAGAAAAAUUGUUUAAAUUCAUCAAUUCCGACUUUUUUAGAGUUUUGACAGCUAUUCUAUUGAUUUUGUUCAUCAUCGCUGUCAUGAUUCGAAUGUGUUUGAGUUGCUGUGACCGUCGCAGUAAGAGAAUCGCAGAUCUUGACACUCAUAUCUAA